Messenger RNA from Sordaria macrospora k-hell, 3360 nucleotides. NCBI's taxonomy places the organism in Eukaryota, Fungi, Ascomycota, Sordariomycetes, Sordariales, Sordariaceae. The record is from RefSeq and is a predicted model, not a curated record.
AUGCCGGCUGCCACGAGCGAAGCGCCGGCUGUGGCCCUUUCCUUCGCCAACAACUUCUGGGGCAAGGAUGAUGCUGGUGUUCAACCUCUCCUCGAGCGCAUGUCCGCUGCCAAAACCACAUGCGAUGAGCUUAAGAGCUUCUACACAGCGCGGGCAAAGAUCGAAGAGGAAUACUCCCGACUACUUCUCAACCUCAGUCGCAAAUCCCUUGGAUCGCAAGAGUCUGGAACCCUACGAGUCUCCCUUGAUACCGUCCGGCAAGAGGUGGAAUCCAUGGGCAAGCAACACCAGGCCAUCGCCGCCCAAAUGAGAAGCGAACUCGAAGAACCACUAGUCGCCUUCGCAGGCGGCAUGAAGGAGCGCCGCAAGAUCAUCCAGAACACAGUCGAAAAACUACUGAAAGUCAAGGUACAGCAGACCCAGGCUGUGAACAAAACAAGAGACCGCUAUGAGCAGGAAUCUCUCAAAAUCAAGGGAUACCUCGCUCAAGGACACAUGGUCAUGGGCCAGGAGGAACGAAAGAACAAGGCUAAACUCGAAAAGACACAGAUUAGCCUCGCCAACUCCAAUGCCGACUACGAAGCUGCCGUCAAGGCUCUGGAGAAGACUACCGCCCGCUGGAACACAGAGUGGAAGGCCGCCGCUGACAAGUUCCAGGACCUGGAGGAGGAAAGACUGGAUUUCACAAAGAGUAGUCUCUGGACGUUUGCUAACAUUGCCUCUACCGUUUGCGUCAGCGAUGAUGCCUCGUGCGAGAAGAUCCGCUUGUCGCUGGAGAAGAUGGAGGUUGAGAAGGAUAUUGCUACUUUCAUCAAGGAGAAGGGCACUGGCCAGGAGAUUCCGGACCCUCCCAAGUACAUCAACUUUUGCCGGGGUGAUGUCGAUGCCCAAUCCGAGGCUUCGGUCGAACCAGAUAGCGACGCCUUCUCGGUCGCCCAGUUCCCAAGGAGCAUCAACCCAGCCUUCCGCUCGUCAUCGCCACAGCCGAGCACAUACGAGUCGCAUCACGAUCCCAAUAACGCAUUGUUGAAGUCGCUAGGCCAUGAUAUCUCUGUGGGUGUUAACGGCAGUCGCGAGACCACGGCCACACCCUCCAAACUUCCAACCAUUCCGCCAACGGCACUGACGAUGCCACCUCAGCAACAACAGAUUGAAGCCCCUCCUCCCCAACAGCAACCGGUGCCGCCGCCGCAGCAGCAGCAACAAUUAGUACAACAGAGACCCCAGUUACAGCAGAGGAGGACCACGCAGCACAACCUUCACGAGGAACAGCGGAGGCAGCAGCAACAGCAGGUGGCAAGGGUUUCGCAGAGUUCACGUGCCGCCAACAACGUUGACAGAGGAGAUAAGAGUAGCGAACCGACGUUGGAAGAACUGCAACAACAGCUGCAGCAGUCCACUGGUCCUGUCUCGCCUGUGAAGCAGAUACAACAGCAGCAGCAGCUACCGCAGACGCCGCAAACCCCGCUCGAUUUGGUUCCCGCUAAUGGUGCACAGUCUGGCUCGGCCUCGCCUGAGAAAAAGGAGUUGCCCAAGAGGAAGAGUGGCUUCUUUGCUAACAAUAGCCCCUUCAGGAGGAAGAGUACCAAGGAGCUUCAGCAGGAGGCCACCAGGAGCAGUGGAAGCAGGCAGACUUGGUAUGGAGGGCAGAGUGGACAAAGUGGACAGAGUAGCAGUAUGGGCAACAGGACGCCCAGAGCUAAUAAUGCCAGUCCGACCAAGGAGAACAACACACCUCUCGGCAUUGAACGGUCCGUCAGCCCUGAUCCUAUUGCUGCUAAUGCCAGCUUGGCUCUGAAUAUUGGCGGAAACGUAUUUGCUGUCGAUGCCCUCGACAAGCGGAAGGGUCAACAGCAGCAGCAACAGCAACCGGCACCCGAUGCCGAUCCCAUUGCCCUGGCUUUGGCUGAGUUGAAGGGUGUUACUAGCAACACUGGAAAUCAGAGCAGCACGAGCCGGACUGAGAUGAACAAGCAAAUGUCCGUCCGCAUGUCAGCAGAUCACUACCACGGCAUCACUACACCUGCUCCUCCUGGCGCUGGUGGCCCUCAGCCAGCCGGGAACAUCUCCCCGGGUGGGCGGAACGCCAGCUCUCACAGCAUGCACAACAGCCGAAGCACCAGUGACUUGGCCUUGCCACCCGUUAUCCCCGGCGCCAGCAACGGUACACGCGCCACUCCUCCGCCAUCCUACGACGGCAUGCAAGGCGCCAUGGUACCCGUCUCGCGUCUCGGUGUGCCGCCUCCCGCUGUCACCAGCAGAGCCAUGAAGGAAGCCAGCUCAAAAUUCCAAGCCCAAACACGGAGUCUGUUCUCUAACGGAGGCAGCUCCAGCGCGCAAGACCAACGGUCCAGUUCCUCUUCCGCCAACUACCAGAGCCGGCCCCGCGGUGGAAGCACCGAGAUCCCUCGCGCUGCCAGCCCUCGUCCCGGCUCGCGCGCUGCUUCUCCACGUCCCGGCAGUCACGCCGCUUACGGCAGCAGCUGGUCCGGGCCCGGUAACAACGCCUCCGAAGAUCGCGGCUACCGCUCCGCCUCUCCCAACCCCUACGGCGGCUCCUCCAACCCAGGCAGUAUGAACAGCCGCCACGCGCACUCCCAGUCCAUGGGACCCACCGGCGUCCCCGCCCAGGGUCAACAACCCCGUCGUUCAGACACGCAGUACACCCGCCACGGAAGCAUGGACUACCGCGGCUCUUCAUCAUCCAACAUUUACCAAGCCGCUGGCGGCGGCAGCGGCGGCGGCAGCGGCGCCGUGUCGCCAGUUGACAUGGCCCGUUCCGUUUCCCCAUCACCAUUCACCAGCGGCGUAAACCGCCCGGGAUCUAGUCUUGACCACACCCAGAACCACAUGCAGCUCGCUCACUACGGACCUGGUGGUGUUGGCCAAGGCCAAGGGCAGCCAGAUGAUGGGUACACGAGCGGUAGCUCGAUGCGCGGCCGGUACGGCACGCAAUCUGGUGGAAGGCCAGAUUCGAGCAGGGAAGCGACCACAGGGACUAGAAUGAGCUUCUACGGCGAUGGACAGAUGGUGCCGGCUUCGAUGAUGGUGGGCGGUGGCAGUGGCGGAGGAACGGUACAUGGCCGUGGGAGGAGUAAGAGUGUGGUGGAUGCGGGACGAGCUGGGGGUGGACAGGGGGCAGCGGAUGGGAGACAGUAUACGAGGGAUGGGAGGGUUAUUAUUCAUUUUGCCAAAGCAAUGUACAUGUACCAAGCGGCCAUUGCGGAGGAGCUGGGCUUUGCCAAGGGCGAUAUCUUGGCCGUGUUGAGACAUCAGGAUGAUGGAUGGUGGGAGGCCACGGUGCAUGGUGGGAAUGGACAGGUUGGGCUGGUGCCGAGCAAUUAUUUGCAGGUAUUGUAG